Amoebophrya sp. A120 is the source of this 7499-nucleotide messenger RNA. Lineage: Eukaryota; Dinophyceae; Syndiniales; Amoebophryaceae. The record is from the annotation of a GenBank genome assembly.
GCUCUACAGUGUACUAGUUUCACCUUGACUCAUUUAGAUGUCCAGUCGUGGUACAGUAUGCAAAGCCGUCGUCUGCUGAGAUUCGGCUAGCACGACGUAGAUUUUUUAGCACUUUAUACCCGUGAAGACAUCGCCAAUGUCGUCCGUGGUUUUCCUCUGCCUGUACCACUCGUGGAGCUAGCAUAAAACUACAGGAGUCAAAGUUUGGUAAAUUUCAGCGACAUCAAACCAUGAGCGACGGCGCAUUUAUUUCCCCGAGAACUGCAGCGGAGCGGCAGCGGUCGCUUUUCCGAGCGGGUUUGCAGCAGAAUAACGGAGCAGGACCCAGCAACGCCAAAAAGCAGCCGAAUAUGGUUCCCGGGACCUCCGCAGGUGUAGGCAACAAGAUGAUGCUGAAGGAGCAGAUCGGUGGGUCCUCAAGCUCCACCGCGACGCGGAUAAAUCACAACUUCUCCAACCACAAGGACCCCAAUUAUAACUCGAGUUCUGCUACCCGGCGGAACUACCUCUUGGGCGACAGCGAGCGGAACCAGCCGCACUACGUCGGGUACAACAAAAAUUUCAAGCACUACGACCACCUGAUGGAGCUGGAGCGGACCAAGCCCUCCCCCAACUGGCACGAGCUGUCGUCCUACAAAAAGCGGUUUUUCGUCGGCCAGAAGCUGCACGAAUCGCCCCCGGACGAGUGGAAAAGGUUGGACCCAAGGGUCACGAAACGGGUGCCGGAAAUGAGCGAGAAGUGGCGUUUUAUCCUAUUUAAAAACGUCCCCACCCCAUAGUUGUAAUGCAAAUCUGCAUGCUGAAAAUGUUUCUCAUGCGGAGCCCGAUGAGCAGUUUCUAGUCGUGUUUUGCAAUUUGUCAUGCUCCAAUCAGCAUCGUAUGCUAGGUCUGUUAUGCUGCUGAGCUAGCUCAAACAGCACUACACUACGAAUCCAAAUUUGUGAUGCAAAACAGCCAAAACUUGUGGAUUUAUCUAGCCGAUUCCCCAUCUUGACUAUGGUGUGGGGACAUUUUUACUCAGGAUACGUUUAGUCGGUUCCUUUCUAGAAGCUCGGGGGCUGAUCAGCUGCCAACUGGAGUCCUUCAACAGCUUCGUCAACCAGGGCAUUAAAGACAUCGUCAUGUCUCGGUCUAACGUGGAAAUUCGGUGCGACGUGGACCCAAACUGGUACGUGCGCUUCACCGACAUCCAGAUCGGCCGGCCCCAGAUGAUGGACGAGCGGUCGCUACAGGAUCUGGACUAUCAAAUGCAAAAGUGUCUGGGUCUGGAAACUUGUAAUGCUAAAAUGUGACUGGUGGGCGCACUCCAAUACGCAGCCAAGCAUGACAAAUUUUUGAGCUGCUCUGGUGUUUCGUUUUCCGCAUGGCAAACUGCGUUUCUGCAUGACAGACAAGAGGUCCUUUUCCUGCUCCUGCAUCGCAGAUUUAUGAGUCAUGCCAGACAAGCAUGACAAACUUGCAUUCUUCCAGACCCAGACACUUUUGCAAUGUAUAUGGACGUGUACCCGCAGCAGUGCCGAUUACGGGACCUGACGUACUCCGCGCCGAUUUACGUCUCCUAUUACUAUUACGCGGGAAAGACCGCGACCAACCCGACGGUGUCCCCGCAACCGCUGCUGCUUGGCUAUUUGCCGAUCAUGCUGCGGUCGGACAGGUGUCACUUGAGCAAGAAAACCGAGCACGACCUGAUGAAGAUGGGGGAGUGUCCUUUAGAUCCCGGGGGGUAUUUUAUCAUCGACGGGACAGAAAAAGUGCUGAUGAUGCAGGAGAACAUGAGCAACAACAGAAUCAUCGUGGAAAAAGCGGACAAGAAGACGCACCGGCUGCAAGCGGCGGUGACUUCCUCCACGAAUGACAACAAAUCUCGCGUCAUCGUCUGCUACAACGCGCGGAACUGCCUGCACAUGAAGCAUUCGAAGUUUCAGUCGUCGGUGAACAUUGUGUGUUUGAUCAAAGCGAUGGGCGUAACCGAUGAGCAGGAGAUCGUGCAAAUGAUCGGGAGCGGCGGCAUGAGCCGGUUCGGUAGCAGUGGUGGAGCUGCAAGUUGUGCUAGCAGCGGCGGCUCCGGAGGAGGAGGCGGGAAUUCAGGGAAGCGAAGUAACGCGGACCAAAACAACUCAGGUGGAAAGGAUCACGGGCGAACGGAGAGCCAGGCGAGAAGUCGGAUUCUCGGGGCACUGCUGCCGACCUUCCAGGAGGCAAAGGAUUUGGGCGUAUUCACCAAGCGGGAAGCGCUUGAGUAUCUCGGGAGGCACAUGAAGGACAGGUAGAGAUGUAAAAAGCUUCAAUGAGAUUUUCCUCGUGCUGUUCAUGUUCAUCAAUGCAACGGUUGCAUUUUUGAUGCGGCCAAAUGCGAAGCGUAUGCAUGAAUUGUCCAAAAGUGAAUUUUAUCAAUACGGUAGUUGCAAAUUGUUGACGUGCCCUUCCCAUAAACUCCAAACAGGUUCGUCUCCUCCCGGAGCGCACAGAACCAGCAGCAGAACUCCGGCAACCCCAAUACCCCGCACCCCUCGAACAAGGCCUUGCAAGCCUUCCAGGCCCUGGAAAUCGUCCUGUCCCACGUCGCCAUGGAGCCCCGGUCCGAGCACACGCCCUUCCUGGCGAAGGUGCGGUAUCUUUGUGUGAUGAUCCGGCGGAUUUUCGACGCGGAGGACAACCCCAUGCUGGUGGACGACAAGGAUUACUACGGGAACAAGCGCAUCGAGCAGGCCAGUUCCAUGAUGUCCAUGCUUUUCGAGGACGUGUUCAAAACCCUGAACUCCGAGGUGCGCAAGCGCGCGGACGGGGAGAUCGGCAAGCUGGUCCAGAAGCAGAACUACACCGACUGCGACGUCUUGAAACGCACGGUGCUGGAGUCGGGGAAGGUGACGCAGACCUUCAAGUACGCGCUGAAGAGCGGAAACUGGAAGAUUCAGCGGUUCCGCGUGGAUAUGCAUUGCAAAUAUGUCUGGGUCUGGAAGGUGGUAAGUUGUCAUGCUGUUUUUGGACUCGAAAAAAAAUUGUGUUGCAUGACCAGCAAGAGUGGUGCGAUUUGUGCUACACGGACAGGGCAUUUCUCAUGCGGAAGGUGCAUCUGGAAGCCCUCUAAAAGUAUGCGAUGCUAGGUCAUGCAUUACAGGCAUCAUGGGUCAUGCGAAAUAUGCAUGACAGAUCUUGCAUUCUCCCAGACCCAGACAUUUUUGCAUUUGAUAGUGGACCGGAGUGGGGUGUCGCAGGUCUUGUCCCGGUUCUCGUACAUGAUCUAUGCAAUGCAAAAGCAUCGUACUAGUAUGAAUUGCAUGACAGAUUUUUCCUAGAAGAAAAAUGAAAUUUGUCAUGCAGUUUUUAGUAAGAAAGCAGAUCUGUAAUGCUAGACUCGCAUUUAUUAUACGAGUGCGAUACUUUUGCAAUGCAUAUGAUCGCGCUAGGGUCGAUGACCAAAGUGAAGUCCAACGUGGAGAAGUCGCACAAGAUCGCGGGGCCCCGCGCGCUGCAGCCCUCGCAGUGGGGCAUGCUGUGUCCGGCGGACACCCCGGAGGGGGAGCAGUGUGGGUUGAUAAAAAACCUGUCCCUCAUGGCGACGGUGACUACUGGUCUAGGAGACACGGCCCUGGCAGAAAUGAAGGCGUUGAUCGAGUUAUUGAUAGGAAAAAUCCCCCUCCCCAUAUCGAAAAGGUAGGUUUCCAAAAAUUUGUGUUGCGGAUUUGAGGUCACAAAUCACAUCUGUCCUGCAAGAAGGCAAACCCAAAGAAUCCGCCGCCUUAUGGAGGUGAUUUGUAAUGCUGUUUCACCUACAUGGCAGGCCUCUCUUAUGCCAAGAGCCUACAACAGAACACCCCUAUGCAGGCUGAGGCUUUGCCUGUAGUGCCUCGCUGCAAGACAGGGCUGAUUUGUGUACACAAAUCCUGCAGCAGAAGUUUUCGUUUCAAUAUGGGGAGAGGGGAUUUCUCAUUUUGAUACGAGUCCAAGGGUGUCACCAUGCCCGACGAGUCGUCCGCAAGCGAUCAGCUCUCACCCGACUCGCCGGAUACAUUAUUAGUUUUCUUCAACGGGCUUCUCCUCGGGUCCUGCCGCGACCCCAACACGUUGAUGACGCACAUCAAGGAGCUAUCCCGUGUAAAAACAUCCCCAACCCAGAGUUGUCAUGCAAUUCUGCAUGCCAAAAAAGUUUCUCAUGCGGAGCCCUAUGAGAAGCACAAGCAUUUUCUGUUCGUGUUUUGGGAUUUGUGAUGCUAGGAUCAGCAUGCUGUGCUAGAUCUGUGAUGCUUUUGAGCUAGCUAAACAGGAUCACACUACGAGGACAAACUUGUCAUGCCAAACAACCAAAGCUGUGUGAUUUGUCUAGCAGAUUUCCCAUCUUGACUCUGGUGUGGGGACGUUUUUGAUCAGGAUAGGAGCUUCGGCGGCGGGGCGUGAUUUUCCAGUUCACCUCGAUCUACCACCACGAGAACACGAAAACCAUCAACAUCGCCUGCGACGAGGGCCGGCUCUGCCGCCCGCUGUUGAUCGUGGAGAACGGGAAAUGCCUCUUCGAUCCGAAGAAGCACGUGCCGUUGCUGACUGGGCGGCACCCGGACGGGACCCGAGCGAAGCGGUGGACCUUCACGGACUUUUUGAACAAUGGGGUGGUGGAAUUCGUCGAUGUGAACGAGGAGAACAACCUCCUUAUCGCCAUGAAGCACGAGGAGCUGACGAAAGACCACACCCAUUUGGAGAUCGAACCCUUGACGCUCCUCGGGGUGAUUUCGGGUUUAGUCGCGUACCCGAACCACAACCAGUCCCCGCGGAACACCUACACGUGCGCGAUGGGGAAGCAGGCCAUGGGCUGCAUCGGCUACAACCAGUUCCAAAGAAGCGACAACGUGUUGUACCUGUUGCACUACCCGCAGAAACCGCUGUGCAAGUCGAAAACGUUAGAUUUCGCACAGUACGACCGGUUUGGCGCGGGCAUCAACGCCAGCGUCGCGGUCAUUUCCUACAGCGGGUACGACAUUGAAGACGCCAUCGUGAUGAAUAAGGCCAGCAUCGACCGCGGGUUCGGGAGGUAAAUUUUCACUAUAAGCAGCUUCACUACAUGAGUAAGAAGUUCUUGUUGCAGGAGGUGACACUUUGAAUUCGCUUUAGGUUUUUAGUACUAUGCCGACGCUGUUUUUAGGUACUUACUAUAACAACUUAUCUAAUUCAAAUUCUUUCAACUCCAAUGAUCUGCAUUUUAGGUGUAUCGUCAUGAAGCGGCACGUUGGAGUUUGUGACCAAGUCGGCAGCCACAGCGAGGUGGUUGCGCCGCUCCCAAAGGCGUUACUGCAAGACAAGCGAAAAAAACGCGAGAAGCACCGGGUCCGAAAUUUGGACCCGGAUGACGGCGUCGUGUGGCCAGGGAGCGUAGUGGGAGAUGGUAUUUCUAAAUAAUGCUGAACUUCUUUUUGUCGAUUCUUUUUCGAUGUUAUGGGUGCUGCAGAUGUGUACUAGCUUGUUUUCCGAGAAGGAAAAAGAGAGGAAGUUGUAGGGUCAUCACAAAAAUAAAUCAAAACAAAAACUGUAUCACCCCAGGCGACAUCAUUCUGAACAAGCAGACCCCCGACAUGAAAGCGACCACCCCCUUCAAUGCCAGUUCCAUUACCAACCCGGAGCAGGCGGUGAUGCGCGACAACCCGGUGUGUCACAAGAUGCCGGUGGACAGCAAGGACAUCAUCGACCGCGUUUUGAUCACCCACAACGACUAUCAAAUGUAAAAAUGUCUGGGUCUGGAAGAGUGUAAACUUGUCAUGCAGGUUUUCCAUGACCCAUGAGGUCUGGCAUGCGGGACCUAGCAUGACAGAGUCUGUGAGGUCUCUGUCAUGCCUAUCCUGCAUGAGAAACUCCCUCCCAACUUGGCCGAAAGUGGGCAGCUUUUGGCAGUCAUGCAACACAGAUUUUUGCAUGAUUCGGCUUUAGCAUGACAAGUUGCAACCUUCCAGAUCCAGACACUUUUGCAUUCCAUAACGACCAGCACCUGCGGAUUUUCAAGAUGAUGUACCGCGACGUAUCCUGCCUAAAAACGUACCCACACCAGAGUCAGGAUGGGGAUUUUGCAACACAAACCUAGGAGUUUUGUGAGUCACGCAUGACAAGUUGCAGGAUGUAUUGUAGUGCAGUUUAGCAAGGGAAGCCGCAUAACAAAUCCACCUCCUCAUCCUGUUCACAGCAUCACAAAUUCCAAAACACAAUGGGAAAUGGCUCUCAUGGGGAUGCGCAUUACAAGUCUUCCUGUCUUUGCAAGUCUGCAUUACAACUCUGGUGUGGGUACGUUUUUACUCAGGAUACGACACCCGCCGCCCCGAGCUGGGCGACAAGUUUGCGUCGCGGCACGGGCAGAAGGGCGUGAUCGGGCUCAUCGUGCCCCAGCAGGACAUGCCCUUCUCCGAAACCGGGUGGUGCCCGGACCUGAUCAUGAACCCGCACGGGUUCCCCAGUCGCAUGACGGUGGGGAAGAUGCUGGAGUGUGUGGGCUCGAAAGCCGCGGCGCUGGAGGGCACGUUCUGCGACGGAUCCGCGUUCGGCGGGACGCCGCCGCAGAAAAUCUACUCCACGCUGAUCCAGCACGGGUUCGCGCCGAACGGGAAGGAGUUUCUCACCAGCGGAAUCACGGGCGAGCCCAUGGAGUGCUACGUCUUCGUCGGACCGAUCUUUUACCAAAAAUUGAAGCACAUGGUGGCGGACAAAGUUCAGGUACAGCAGUUCUUUUCGAUCAUAAAAACUAAAACCAUAAUUGUCGAAGACGUUUCUUUUCGUUGUCCUCUUCGUUCUUCAGCGACUGGACAACGAACUGGAGAACAAGUUUCAGUUCCGCCAUACUUUUCGCACGACUUAGGAUUAUUUUGAUAUCGGUGUGCUCCGGUGAGCAUUUGUUAGGCGGAAUCAAUGCAACCAAUCGGAGGACCGACGAGAAAGAUUGGCAUCUUCACAAGAACUCUUGAUAUACCGAUGAUAUCACCAAACCUUACUCUCCACAGGCCCGCGCCCGCGGCAAGCUCAACGUGUUAACCCGGCAGCCCACCGAGGGCCGCGCGAAGCAGGGCGGCUUGCGCAUGGGGGAGAUGGAGCGCGAUUGCUUGAUCGCCUACGGGGCGUCGAACUUGCUGCUGGAACGGUUGAACUUUUCCUCCGACGUGACGGACGUGAAGAUCUGCCGCGACUGCGGCCUCUUCGCCGACGCCAACUUCUGCCGCUACUGCGACGAAUCCGGGGACAGCAAGGGACGACUCUUGGACUGCCGCGUGCCCUACGCCUGCAAACUGCUGUUUCAGGAAAUGCAGUGCAUGAACGUGGUGGCCAGGAUCGGGUUUGAGGAGGUGUAAGCUUUUUGGUGCACAAAGCUGUCGGAGUAAACUUCACUUCCACAAGGGGAUCCUGCCAGCGGCAACGCGAAAACGACUUGAAGGCUUUUUUUUCGAGUUCCAUCUACAUCGUUCCAGGUGCGACCUCUUAUAGAGGCCCUGAGCUGCGAUCUAAAUCAGACGACCAUCUUCAAUCAUCAUGCA